AUGGCCAAUCCACACACUCACAGUAAUCAUGGCUUUCCUUUCUGCAUCAAUGGUGUUUAUUCAUGUGGUCUCGUUGAGUCGCAACGACAAAAUCCUCAACAGCAACCACAAUAUCAACAACAUCAACAGGGGCAAGCAUAUGUUUUUCUUAAUCCAAAUCCUCAUGUUCACACUUCAAAUGUCUUAAAUUCUCCCACCCUUGCUACUCUACUUGAGAAGCAGAAUCAAGAGGAGGAGCAGUUCAUUCGAAUCCAGAAUGAUAAAUUGAAACUCGUGUUACAACAACAAAGGGAGAAACAAGUAGGUGUACUUAAAAGAUUGGAAAAUUAUUCAGAACAAGUUUUAAUAACAAAGAAUGGAGAAAUUGCACAAGCUGCAUUGAAAAAAAAAGUGUUGGAAAAUUUCUUAAAUAGUCUAGAGGCAGAGAAAAGGGAUCUGAAGAGAAUAGUUGAGGAACAAGAAGCCAUGAUAAUAGCUUUGUAUAACCAAUUGGAAGAGGAGAAAAAGAGAGUAAGGAUGUUUGUGGAAAAUGAUGGAGAGUCUUUUUGUGGUGAAGUUGAAGAAGCAAGAGCUGCAAAGUGUUGUCUUAGGUGUAACACAAAAUCAGUGGAUGUCAUAUUCCUUCCGUGCAGACAUCUCUCUUCAUGCAAGGUGUGUGAAGCUUUACUCCAAGCUUGUCCCAUCUGUGGAGUGGAAAAGAAGGGUGCUAUUGAGAUCCAGAGUUUGAUUUAA
This is a messenger RNA of Trifolium pratense (red clover), 732 nucleotides long. Its product is annotated as E3 ubiquitin-protein ligase BOI-like. Bases 1 to 732 code for a protein of 243 amino acids. Gene Ontology annotation, molecular function: ubiquitin-protein transferase activity. The record is from RefSeq and is a predicted model, not a curated record. Lineage: Eukaryota; Viridiplantae; Streptophyta; Magnoliopsida; Fabales; Fabaceae. The transcript is spliced from 2 exons.